AUGCCAGAACCCAUUCCUGCUGCCGGCUAUCCAUUCGCGGGCAUGCUUUAUACAGUGACCAACUUUAAAGAUUUGGCAGCACCAGUCGGAAAAUCACUCUCAGUUGUGCUCGGAAUAUCGAUUGCUACCAUAGUGCCUCUCCUGUUCAUGACAUUCAAUCAGCAGUCGAAGCUAGUUGCCCGAUUCCUUCGCUCCAUCGACCCGCGCCUUGGAGCUCUUUCCGUUCUCGGCGUACGGUUAGCAACAUGGAUAGCUCUGCUGUUAUGCAUGGGGGAAGCUUCACUUGCAGUUUGGGUUGUCCUCGGAAACCGUUUGGAAGCAACACGAGCAGGUCUCUUUGACGAAGUGCUACUUCGACAUGCACACGUCGACAUUGGGCCGUUUGUGGAGGACCCUGCACAUACAUUGCCUGCUCACCAAGAAAACAAACAGCAGAAAACGCUGCGCGAUUUAGCUCAACUGGCGACGCAUCGCUCUAAUGUCACCGACAUUGUUCGCCGUCCGGCGCGUGCUGCAGUCGGUUUCGCACUUGAAUUCGUGCCAGUAGUUGGACCGCUCGCAUAUGCUUACCUUGAAGGCGAACGAACAGCAAUUGAAGCUCACCACCGGUUGUUCAAACUUAAAAAUAUGUCCCCUGAUGAACGUGCCAAAUGGAUAUUGGCCAGGAGGAAUGAUUAUUCGCAAUUUGGGUUCGUGGCAGCAGCAUUAGAGACCGUGCCUUUAUUAGGCAGUAUUACAAAGUUCACCAAUGCUGUCGGCGCUGCGUUGUGGGCUGCGGAUAUGGAACGGCGACAGGCGACAGUGCGGGCCUCAGCAGGCAUCGGUGGUGAGCGUCAUGGGAAGAAAACAGGGAAAGCGAUUCCUGGGAGAGCGGGCAAUAAGAAGCCGUUCACCCAGUAA
Spizellomyces punctatus DAOM BR117 is the source of this 900-nucleotide messenger RNA. RefSeq lists its product as uncharacterized. Bases 1 to 900 code for a protein of 299 amino acids. The transcript is spliced from 2 exons. Lineage: Eukaryota; Fungi; Chytridiomycota; Chytridiomycetes; Spizellomycetales; Spizellomycetaceae. The record is from RefSeq and is a predicted model, not a curated record.